Morchella importuna is the source of this 1056-nucleotide messenger RNA. RefSeq lists its product as uncharacterized. Gene Ontology annotation, molecular function: pyridoxal phosphate binding; carboxy-lyase activity. The record is from RefSeq and is a predicted model, not a curated record. Lineage: Eukaryota; Fungi; Ascomycota; Pezizomycetes; Pezizales; Morchellaceae. Gene Ontology annotation, biological process: amino acid metabolic process. Bases 1 to 1056 code for a protein of 351 amino acids. The transcript is spliced from 5 exons.
AUGGACUCUUCUCAGUUUCGUGCUGCGGCACAUUCCGCGAUUGAUCAGAUAAUCGGUUACUAUGAUACGAUUGAAGACCGCAGGGUUUUGUCUGGUGUUGAACCUGGAUAUCUGAAGAACCUCCUCCCAGAUGGCCCUCCUGUCGAUGGGGAAGUAUGGGCUGAGAUUCAGAAGGACAUCGAGUCGAAAAUUAUACCUGGUAUAACACAUUGGCAAUCGCCCAACUUCCUCGCCUUCUUCCCUGCAAACUCAAGCUACCCAGGAAUCCUCGGCGAACUGUAUUCAGCGGCGUUUACCUCUGCAAACUUCAACUGGUUGUGCUCUCCAGCUGCAACAGAGCUGGAGACAAUCGUUCUUGACUGGUUAUGCAAGCUUCUCAAUCUCCCCGAAUGUUAUCUUUCGACGUCUCCCAAUGGUGGUGGGGGUGUCAUCCAGGGUUCUGCUUCAGAGGCGAUUGUUACGGUUGUUGUUACGGCUCGGGACAGAUAUCUUAAAAUGUUGUCUGCAGGGGCUAAGACGGCAGAGGAGAAGGAGGAAAUAAUUGACGCCCACCGACAUAAGCUCGUGGCGCUUUUUAGUGAUCAAGCGCACUCGUCAACACAGAAGGGCUGCCAAAUCGCUGGUGUCAAACAUCGCUCAAUUAAGGUACCUGGUUCUCCAACAUCAAAUUAUUCUCUCACUGGUCCAUUAUUACGUCAAAAACUCGAGGAGCUCAAUGAACAGGGCUUGGAGCCCUUUUAUCUAACACUUACACUCGGACUACUUCAACCUAUCUGGGUCCACGUUGACGCUGCGUAUGCUGGAGCUGCGCUGAUAUGUGAAGAAUUUCAACACCUCACAGCUGGGUUUGAGAACUUCGACUCGUUCGACAUGAACAUGCAUAAAUGGCUGCUCACAAAUUUUGAUUGCAGUUGCCUGUAUGUGAAAGAACGCAAGAACCUCUUUGAUGCUCUUUCAAUAACUCCCGCUUAUCUUCGCAACCCUUUCACUUCUUCCGGCGUGUUACCGACUAUCGUGACUGGCAGAUUCCACUCGGGCGUCGUUUCCGUGCCCUGA